UGCAUGGUGUCGGACUUCUUCUACCCCAACAUGGGGGGCGUGGAGAGUCACGUGUAUCAGCUGUCCCAGUGCCUCAUCGAGCGGGGCCACAAGGUCCUGGUGGUCACCCAUGCCUACGGCUGCCGGAAAGGCGUCCGCUACCUCACCAACGGGCUGAAAGUCUACUACUUGCCCCUGAAGGUAAUGUACAACCAGUCCACAGCAACAACACUCUUCCACAGCCUGCCCCUGCUCAGGUACAUAUUUGUGCGGGAGAAGGUCACUGUUGUCCACGCUCACAGCUCCUUCUCCGCCAUGGCGCAUGACGCCCUCUUCCAUGCCAAGACCAUGGGGCUGCGGACGGUGUUCACGGACCACUCCCUCUUCGGGUUCGCAGAUGUCAGCUCGGUGCUUACCAACAAACUUCUGACAGUGUCCCUGUGUGACACGAACCACAUCAUCUGUGUCUCCUACACGAGUAAGGAAAAUACCGUGCUGCGAGCUGCAUUGGACCCCCGGAUAGUCUCUGUGAUACCCAACGCUGUCGAUCCCACCGACUUUACUCCAGAUCCAUCAAGAAGGGAUGGCGGUACAAUAACAAUUGUUGUUGUCAGCAGACUUGUUUACAGAAAAGGUAUAGAUUUGCUUAGUGGUAUAAUUCCUGAGCUCUGUCAGAAAUAUCCAGAGUUACAUUUCUUGGUUGGAGGAGAAGGACCAAAACGAAUUGUACUGGAAGAAGUCCGGGAAAGAUACCAGCUACAUGACAGGGUACGUCUCCUAGGAGCUUUGGAACACCAGGAUGUUAGAAAUGUUCUAGUCCAGGGGCACAUUUUUCUCAACACUUCCCUCACUGAGGCCUUUUGCAUGGCAAUUGUGGGCAGCAGCUGUGGUUUACAGGUGGUGAGUACAAGAGUUGGUGGGAUUCCUGAGGUGCUUCCAGAAAAUCUCAUUAUUUUAUGUGAACCCUCCGUGAAAUCUUUGUGUGAUGGAUUAGAAAAAGCUAUUGCCCAGCUCAAAUCAGGAACACUAUCAUCUCCAGAAACUGUUCAUAAUCAAGUAAAGACUUUUUAUACAUGGAGGAAUGUAGCAGAGAGAACUGAGAAAGUAUGUAUAACCACUUCCUUUAAAUUCUCUUAA
Apaloderma vittatum (bar-tailed trogon) is the source of this 1116-nucleotide messenger RNA. It is a transcript of the gene PIGA, whose product is annotated as phosphatidylinositol glycan anchor biosynthesis, class A. The record is from RefSeq and is a predicted model, not a curated record. Gene Ontology annotation, cellular component: glycosylphosphatidylinositol-N-acetylglucosaminyltransferase (GPI-GnT) complex. Lineage: Eukaryota; Metazoa; Chordata; Aves; Trogoniformes; Trogonidae. Gene Ontology annotation, biological process: GPI anchor biosynthetic process. Gene Ontology annotation, molecular function: phosphatidylinositol N-acetylglucosaminyltransferase activity.